Messenger RNA from Clavispora lusitaniae ATCC 42720, 1485 nucleotides. The record is from RefSeq and is a predicted model, not a curated record. NCBI's taxonomy places the organism in Eukaryota, Fungi, Ascomycota, Pichiomycetes, Serinales, Metschnikowiaceae.
AUGGUUGAAGGACGUCAUUUCGCCCGGGUUGAUGCUUCCGUCUGGCUUCAUGCUGUCCCAUCUUUCCCAAAUGGUAGUGGCGCCCAUGCUCACAGGAUACAACCACGAAGGGCACUCUUUUUGCAAGAGCAUGGAGUAGGCAGAAGCCAAGUGGCCGGUGGUAGCCAAAGCUUUGGCGACAAACGGAGUUCCGGCAAAACCCGUGCCGAUUUUGAAUCCAUUCUUUUCCACAAUCGCCGCCAAACGCUUUCCUCCGUACUCCACCUGCUCCGAAGUCUUGUAGAGGCCGAAACAAAUGACAAGAGCGUAUGCGGUCUGCGAAUCACUCAGCAACUGGCCCGAGCUCUCAAUGUAUGCGUCGUGGAAGUCAGAUUUGCACUGUGCGGCCAUGGCAGCGUACUUUUCCUUGUUCUGCGGCGCCACUUGGGCACUGAUCUCGGUCAUGUAGCAAAGCACCUGGUACAAAAACGCAUCUGCCACGAGAUAGGCCAGGGUCAAGGCCUGGAACGGAUUUUCUGGAGGCGCUUCGGGAUCCAACCAGUCGCCAAGCUGGUGAGGCACUUUGUCCUUGUUCCAGCGAACCUUUCCGGGAAUUUUUGGGAUGCACUCGAUCCACUUUUCCAUACUCUCGUACUGGUCAGCCAAGACGAAUGUAGCCCCGAUCAGGUCGUACAAUUUUUUGGGCAAGAAAACUGCGCAGUCUUGCCAGAUGGCACUGAUCUGGUCGUCCCAGAAAUGCUUCAUGUACUUGAUCACAUUGGGCACAGUAACAGGCGGCGCAUACGGGAACUUGGAGUCUGCCUUGAGUUCCUGCUCGCACCAGAGAUCUUUCAACCAGCUGCUGAGCAUGGACGAACAGUCAAAGAGGAACGCGGCCGUCUGGCCGAAAAGCGCAAUGUCGCCAGUCCAGCCCAUUCUCUCGUCUCUUUGAGGGCAGUCUGUGGGCAAAGUGAUGAAGUUGCCUCUUGUGCUUCGAAUCACAUUGUCGUGCAACUGGUUGAGAAGGUUGUUGUCACAGGAAAACUCGCCGGUCUGCGCCAUGUUGGUCGAGAUCACCACCGCACGCAAAUCCUCAAGCGAAAGUGCUUUCGAAACAUCUUCCACUUGGCAGUAGCGGAAGCCGUGGAAAGUAAAGCGUGGAGCAUACAGCUCGCCCGAUUUUUCUCCCUUGAAUGUGUAUGUGUCUGUAGCUUUGGCCUCGCGCAACGGUCUGGUGCCCAACUCUCCAUGCUCCAUAACUUCAGCAUGCUUGAACUGGAUCUGGUAGCCUUUUGGAGCCGUGGCGUUUUGGAACUCAACAAACCCGACAAUGUUCUCGCCAAAAUCAACCACGGUUUUUCCCUUGGGCGUGGUGAAGAUCUGCUUUGGAGAGAUCUUUCUUUGCACAGUGACGUGGGGGAAAGUCUGGGGCUCGAUGCGAGACGUUUCGAAUGGAACAACGUCCACUCCGGCCCAGCUGCCCAGGCCAUUUUCCGCCGCCAAUGA